Gastrolobium bilobum is the source of this 2532-nucleotide messenger RNA. RefSeq lists its product as uncharacterized. The coding region runs from base 214 to 2250 and encodes 678 amino acids. The record is from RefSeq and is a predicted model, not a curated record. The transcript has 10 exons. NCBI's taxonomy places the organism in Eukaryota, Viridiplantae, Streptophyta, Magnoliopsida, Fabales, Fabaceae.
CACCAGCCUGCACGAACAACAGAGGGUUCUCUUCUUUCUCGCGUUUUCUUGACCAUUUUUCUUCGACCCAAACACUCUCUCAAUCCCUUAACAGCUGGUUGCGAUUUCUAUUUGGAUCGUCAGAGAAUCUCUCCGGCCUCCGAGCGAUCUCUUUCUCGUCCUUCCUCCCUGCGGAAUCUUGUAAAGUUUCUUGGUAAGCUUUUGUCUGAAUAGAUGCCAGUUGCAAAACUCACGGCCUCUGGCACCCCCGAUUUCAUGAAAACAGAAGACAGAAAUGAUUCUUUAGAUACCAUAAUCAAACAAGCUAUUGGAAAAGAACCUUUCCUUUCCUUCCCUAGGGCCGGUGACAGCCCAGUACAGUGGAUUCAAUUACUUCAUGCUUUGGAUCAGCAAGAACUUCCAGGGUGGCCUUUGCUUUCUUCUGUGAAGGUUCAGUUACAGAAGUGCGACAAGUGUUCUCGAGAGUUUUGUUCUCCCAUUAAUUAUAGAAGACAUAUACGUGUACAACAUCGGUUGAAAAAGCUUGAUAAGGAUUCUAAAAAAAAUAGGGAUCUUUUAGGGGCAUAUUGGGAUAAGCUCUCUGUAGAAGAGGCAAAGGAAAUUGUGUCAUUCAAGAAUGUGAUGCUGGAGGAAGUUCCAGGGUCUUCAAUUUUAAGUGCUCUGACAACUGUUAUAAAACAAGGAUUUUCUUCUCUUCCACAGUAUUAUCUUAGGGCUGGUUCUGCCCUUCUGGAUAUUGUUCAAUCUAGGCCUUCUAGUUUUCCUUUAUCUUCCCAAGAGUUGUUCAGUAUCCUUGAUGAUUCCAGUGAAAAAACUUUUUUGUGUGGCACAGCAAUGUCAAUGCAAAGAUAUGUUUUUGAUGGAGAGGCUGGAAAGAUUGGUCUUGAGCCAAAAAACUUAGUUGCUUGCGCAAGUUUCUUGCUGGAGCAGAAAUUGGUAAAGGCAUGGAUCGCUGACAAGGAUGCUGAAGCAUUGAGAUGCCAGAAGCUACUGGUGGAGGAGGAGGAAGCUGCUCAGAAAAGACAAGCCGAGAUUUUGGAGAGGAAACGCCAGAAAAAGCUUAGACAGAAAGAACAGAAGGCAAGGGAACGAAUCGAAGAUGACACCGACUUUAAAGCGAACAUCAGCAACACAACAGAGGAUGUGUCACCUGCAGAAACAUCUUUGGAUACAUGUGAUUUUGAAGCACAUAAUCGAGAUACAUUUGCAGAUCAUGCUCCUUUACCACAUGUUAUUUAUCACUGCCCAGACACGUAUGAAGGUGUAGGCGGGGAUACAGAGUCAGGGUAUGAUUGUGACACUGAUCAGAAUGUAGAGCAACAGACAUCACAAGGACAUAAUCGUAGGCGCGUGAUGACUGCCAGAUGGCAAGGGCUGCCAAAAUCACAAUGGGCUAUAGCCAAUGGUUUGCAUGCAAGCCAGAAUUCUCAAAUGUCAAAGCUUGGAGUCAUUCAAAAAUAUGGAACCAACCAUGAUCAAAGGGCAGCUUCUAUUGUUAACGGUAGUAAAGUAUGGAGUCGAAAGCCCAAACGAGAAACUGAUGGGGUGGUUUUAAGAGCCAGACUGCAGGAAGAACCAGACAAACGUAAGAAUCGUGAAGUUUUAAUAGGAUCUGUAUCUGUUACUCUGGGCAAUUGCAGCCAAUCUGAGGGUAAUCUAGUGGAAUCUCAAGGGGACUGCAUGGUAGAGAAUCUGGCCAAGCAGAAUACUGCUCAGGAGAAGCCAAUGAAACAUGAUUCCUUCCAGGGAGGCAACAGUCGGUUAACUGUUAAGUUUUGGAGGCCGAUUAUUAGCCAGCAUGGAACUAAAGAUCCAUUGCCACUUCAAAGUGGUGGGACAGAAGCUGAUGCAGUUUAUGGAAAAGAUGAACAAAAUUUGUCAGGUCAAAGUAGUUUAAGGAUGUGUAAUAUAGAUGGUAGUGGUUUUGGUUCAGGGAACAAUAUUUCCGAUAUUGGGGCUAAGGUAGAUUCAGAAAGCUUACGGUUAUCCAGCCAUGCUGCAAAAGCCUUCCUUGCACAAAGAUGGAAAGAAGCUAUUUCAUCAAACCAUGUAAAAUUGGUUGUUUCACCUGAUUCUGAACUUCCUGGAUGCCAGCGGGUACAGGAAUGUGAACUAGCAACAUGCCAGUCGUCUAAUGCCGACAGACGUAGCAUUCUUGCUAACUCCGGAGUUGCUAAAUCCAAACCCAAAUUGAAGCCUGAGAAGGGAAUUAAGAUAAAGUACAUUCCCAAACAAAAAGCUGCAGCUUAAUAUGAAGAAACAAAGAAGAAAUUGGAUUAUUUAUUUAAUUAUGACAGAUAUGCACAGUUUGACUUCUUGCCAAUUAAUUUCGUAGCAGAGGUUCCAGUUUUACGGAUGGUCUUCUGUCUGAAAAUUGAAGGUAGAUUUUGCCGGAAAGUCUUUUUAUAUUCCGUCCUUUUCCUUCAAAUUAUGUCAUAGGGGAUUGUGCUGUAGGUUUAUUUUUUUAUGUGGCAUUAUUACCAAAGUUUUGUGUAAUAAAUUUGUCUAGUUAUUAUAAAAUGGCAUUUUUUU